Messenger RNA from Cylicostephanus goldi, 306 nucleotides. The record is from the annotation of a GenBank genome assembly. Lineage: Eukaryota; Metazoa; Nematoda; Chromadorea; Rhabditida; Strongylidae.
AUGAUAGCAGCUGCACAUUUUGAUCCCGACGCCGUCUUUAUUGAGAAAGGAAAGAAGGUAAUAUACGGAAGAGAAGAUCUAAAGAAGGAGCAUGAAAGCUUUAAAGAAAAAAUUGGUAGAGGAACGGCUAAGAUAAGUGACGACCGCUAUCUGAUGGCUGGCGAUUACAUCAUCGUCAAUGCUAACUAUGAGAUCACUCCGGAGAAAGAAGGGCCAGUGGUGAAAGGAAAAUUCACGCAGAUUUGGCGUAAGACUGACGACAAAUACCUGGUCCUGCACGAGGAGUUUACAGCAGAAGAGGCUUGA